Messenger RNA from Clarias gariepinus (North African catfish), 1413 nucleotides. RefSeq names its product galectin-9-like. The record is from RefSeq and is a predicted model, not a curated record. The transcript has 11 exons. Gene Ontology annotation, molecular function: galactoside binding; carbohydrate binding. Bases 88 to 1068 code for a protein of 326 amino acids. Gene Ontology annotation, cellular component: cytosol; nucleus. Gene Ontology annotation, biological process: negative regulation of CD4-positive, alpha-beta T cell proliferation; positive regulation of gene expression; negative regulation of type II interferon production. Lineage: Eukaryota; Metazoa; Chordata; Actinopteri; Siluriformes; Clariidae.
GAAACUUAACAGUAAACAGAAACUUAUGGUCUAUCAGUUCAGUUGUAUUUUGCAUUCACUCUGUGCCAUUCACAGCACUGGAUCACAAUGUUCUCUCAGCGUCCAUAUCUGAACCCGAAACUCCCAUUUAGGGGUUCUAUACAAGGUGGCCUGUUUGAAGGGAAGACAAUAACUAUAACAGGACGAGUCCUUGCAGGAGCGGAAAGGUUUUAUGUGAAUUUGCAAUGCGGCACUAAUGCAUCCAGUGAUAUCGCCCUCCACUUCAACCCACGCUACGCUGGCAACUCAGGUCAUGUGGUGUGUAACACGCUGCAGAAUUCCUGCUGGGGUUCAGAGCAACAGAGUAAACUCAACCAACUUCCCAGAGGCUCCGACUUCACCCUGACCUUCCUGGUCAAUCGAGACUCCUAUUCGGUGAUAGUGAACGGAGCCCAUUUCCUGGAUUUCUUGCACCGUCUGCCUGCCUCCCGUGUGAAUGUGGUCUCUGUGGACGGAGGUGUUGAGAUCAUGUCCAUCUCUUUCCAAAAUCCAGCUAGCUUGCGGGUGGUAAAACCCCGCUUCACACGUGUGGUACAGGCUACCAACACUUUCUCUUGUGUAUCGCCUGUAAAGGCUACCAACACUUUCUCUUGUGUAUCAGCUACACCUCCUCCGUACAGUCCUUCACUUGCUUAUGUGCUGCCAUAUAAAACCAUUCUGCAGGGUGGACUUUACCCAGGCAGAGUCAUCACUGUGAAUGGCUUUGUCAACCAUAAUGCUGACAGGUUCUGCAUCAACCUGUCUUGUACCUCUGGCAUUGCGUUCCACUUCAACCCGCGCUUCAACGAUAACGUGGUGGUGCGCAACAGCCUGAUGAAUGGGUGCUGGGGUCAUGAGGAGAAAAGCGGAGGCCUGCCCUUCUACAGAGGCCAGCAGUUUACGGUGAGCAUCACAUGCGACACUCAGUGCUACAGGAUCUCGGUGAACGGCAUACAAAUGUUCACUUACAACCACCGUUACUUUCUGCUUCAGCAGAUCGACAUCCUGGAGGUUGAUGGAAACAUCAGCGUCAGCUCCGUCACAGUUUAAGGGCAGAUUAAGGUCAUGGGGAGGUUUUAAUAGGAGAGACCACUGUACUCUUACACUAAUCAGUUUAUUUUAGAGUGUAGAAUAGUGGUAAAAAUCAAUUAUGUGUAUUAUUGUUUUUACGGUAUAUUUACAAAAUGUUAAAGAGAAUUUAUAACUAAAGUAACUUAAGUUGAAAUGUGUUAAGAUUGUAAUGCUUUUUUGUAUAUCAUGAUAAAAAUUAAAUCUAAAGUUAUUAUUUUAUAUGAUGGCACUGUAGCACAUUAAUAUCUCUGCGUAAGUGCAAAAUAAAAGCUGGACAUUAUUACAUUACUUUUUGCAAACAAUUAAAAUAUUUUAUGACAUAUA